UGUUUGAAUUGAUCAUGCAAGACUUUUACUGAUUACAUGUAACGUUCAUAGCUGUUUUAUCGAGUCCUUUUAUCAUAAUUUCUCUCUCUUUGAAUUAAAAAAUAAAGCAGAAAAGGUGAAGUCGAGUUUAAGUUAGUGUUCGGUCAUAUAUAACAUCGUAAGACUACCGUGCAAAACGAUCUAAAACCGUUCUAAUUAAACGUGCACUCAGCCUUACAUAUUGCAUACUCGUGGUUUUUACAAUUUGGUUGAAGUUUAGAUAGUCCUUUCCCGAUUAGAACCCAAUUUUCGUUUUUUUCUCCCCCUUGAUACUGUAAAUCUAUGUUAUUCUCAGUUUAAAAACUCAUUUUCAGUCAUGAGUUCAUAUUGAGCAGUUAUUUUCCCCCUGAAGUUAUCAUUAUCUGUCCUUGAAAUGCUGUUCCGAUUCCUGAAAAACACAUUCAUUUACCAAUUCUUCUAUCGGAGACUAGACCGCAUUAUUUUCAGCAGAUAUCGGAAUCUCAAGAGAAGGACUGUUGAAACCACCAUCAAUGGAGCUACGCAAGUUAAAAACACUGUACUCAAUGGCGGAGUCUUGGCUCUAGUGUCCGCUGCCAUUGUUUGGGUGUCGAUUUUCAUGUAUAUCGCUUUCUACUAUGCUUACAUGCCCUCGCUUUCGCACACCCGACCCAUUCACCUCCGUUUCAAAUCCUGCGAUGAAGCGAAAGGAAUAUGCAGUUUUCCGAAUGCUCAUGUGCAGUUGACAAAGAGACAACAAAUGUUGAUGGUUGGACAGGCCUACAAAAUCUACAUCAACCUAGAAAUGCCUGAAUCUCCCGCAAACAAAGAGUUGGGUAUGUUCAUGGUUUGUGCACUUAUGGUAGACAAGAAUCAAUUCCCAGCCUCCAAAUCCUGUCGCUCUGCUAUGCUUCAUUACCGGAGUCCAUUGUUGCACUUUUUAUCCACUGUCGUUAUGUCGCCAUUCCUAAUUUUUGGAUCCAUUGAAGAGAAACAAACACUGAAUCUAGAGCUUUAUUCUAAUUAUGAAGAAGAUCAGAGUCAUCCGGUGACAGAUGUUUACGUUGAAAUUCAGUCCAGACACAUUGAGCUGUACAGCGCCUCUCUCUUCAUCAUGGCUCACCUCCGUGGUCUUCGCUAUGUGAUGUUUCAUUGGCCAAUAUUUUCUGCCAUCGUGGGUGUUUCUUCCAACCUUUUCUGCAUUGUGUUUAUUUUUUCUCUGUCUUACUGGCGCUUGUACGGCUAUGAUGAUGAUCAUGGGCAUGAGUAUUUUUAUCACAUGCUAAGACGUAGAAAGUCUGAUGGGAACAUGAGUGAUUCAGAUGAUGAAAAGUCUGGCGAUGAACGACCUAAAUCCAGUAGCGGAGAAAGCAGCAAGUAUGUCACCGAGUUUGAUGUUUUGGAUAAAGACUCACCCUCUGAUGUUGGUGGAUCUUCAGGAACCUCUUAAACAUUGCAUCACUAUUCCUUUUGAUGGUGUCUAAGGUAACAGUGCUUUACUCAUAAUUUCUUUUCAUGUUCCCAAAAGUACAAAGAAACACAAAUCCUGAAAUUAUCCUGAAUCAAGCUCUCUACCAAAGACAAACGCUUAAUCUUUUUUUCAACAAUGUUUGGGUGGAAAUUUUCGUGUCGCAGAAUCAAUUUACCUUCCAUUGUCAGCAUUGCUCCGUAAUGGUUUUCAGGUGUUUAAGUCCGACUGAAUUUUUUUAUUUUGUUAGAUGUGCUGUCUUGUUAUUUUUGCUUUUUUUUCUAUGCAUAUUUUUAAAAACUAAUUUUAAGGCCGAAAAUUCUAUUUUAAGUCCUCUUGUUUCAAGUAAGCUUGAAACUCCUCAUUUUCUCCUCAUCUCAUAAAUUAUUGAAAAUCGUGAAUCUCGGCACCUAGGUUUUUCUCUAUUUUUCUUUUAUAAUUUUAUUAUUAUUUUAAGCUUUUAGUAAUUAGGUUUACACCUUUGAGACAUUCCUUUUUGUCUUGCUCUCCAUGCUUUUAUUUAAAAAAUGAAUAUUUUUAACACAACUCGAAAACCCGUCUCGAGAACCAAAUCCCAUCAGUUCUCACUCUAUUUACAAAUAGGCAUAGAUUGAUUAAUGGAAAAUUGAUUACAAUUUGUCUUCAUACCGUCAUAACAGGAGACCAAUUUCUUUCUAAAUUUUGUAAGAUACAGGUAAAACUUUUCUGGAUUAUUUUGUCCCGCAUAUAUUUUUUACCAAUACUCAAUCAUUAGUUUUACUGCCUUUUCAAAUGAUGAUAUUUUCACACUGCAAGGCCUCGCAUUCUUUUUGCAUGCAGCUUGUCUAAAUUUUUUAAGUUAUGAAUUUUAUACUCAUGAUGAAAUAAUAUUUUAAUUCCCAUCAAGAUCGAAUAAUGUAAGGCCUACAAAUAAUUAUUUUUUGAACAAAUGAGUUUAUGUGAUCAGGCAAGACACUUCUUGAAGUUUUCAAACCUUUUGAGUGAUUGAAGUAUUCUUUGGUAAAGGAGCUCUGAAUACCCCGGCGUGAUGAGUAUUGUUAAAUAAAGUUCGAAAAUGCAAGGCUGUUCGAUUCAUUCAAUGUACUUGAAUGAGAAAACGCUUAAUUUCAAAACACUAAUUUUUAUUAUUGCGGUAUUUUUUAUUGGAAUUUAAAUUUUGAAAAUUAGCAGUAAAUACAAGACCAUCAACCUAGAAUGACAGAUAGACAUAUAAUUUAGUGCAGAGUGAUACUGUAAAAGAACGUUUCAUCGGCUUUUCACUGGCUUUCAUCAUUCUUAGCAGGUAUUUUAUUGAAAGUUACAUUUACUCUCACAGAAUUUGAAGGACAACGUUUUAUCUUAAGGUGUUUUUCUCGUUGCACAUGUUGAGCAAAAAAAACUACUGACUGCUCAUAGCAAUCCUCCUUAAUAUCAUUGAUUACGAGAGUUUCUCUCAUUGCUUCUCUACUUUCCAUAAAGAAUUCUCUAGUCAUUUUAUCAAUGUAUCCUAAACACUCCUUUCUCGUACCUUUCAACUUAUUUAGAUUUUGCCUAACAAAAUUAUUAUUAUAACCGGUUUUUAAUGUAAGUCGUGAAACAGAAUUGCAAGUAAAAUUUGUUUCUUUUAUAUUUCCAAAGAUUAAUCGUUCCUAAUUAACGAAACACUGUAUCACCACCAGUAAGUUAAUUUUAACCUAGCAUUUAUUUACUUUUAAGUUUUUUUUACAAAAAAAAAAGGCAUUUAAUACUUAAUUUUUAUUAAUUUUGAUAAUUUUAGAGUUACAAUUAACUUACGAGAGAUUCCAGUGCAUUCUGUUCUCACAAUUGAUGAAUUACUGAAUCAUAUUCUUCUGUUGUGCCUUUAUCUUUUACAAAUCAAUUGUAUGAAUUGUUAAUUUGUUAUUAAAUUGAAUUUAUUUUCUUAAA
Molecule: messenger RNA, 3370 nt
Organism: Bemisia tabaci
Lineage: Eukaryota; Metazoa; Arthropoda; Insecta; Hemiptera; Aleyrodidae
Gene: Seipin
Product: lipid droplet biogenesis associated protein seipin
Biological process (GO): lipid storage; lipid droplet organization
Cellular component (GO): endoplasmic reticulum membrane
Source: RefSeq, a predicted model, not a curated record